UCUAGUAGGAUUGAGGGAUUCAAAAAUAAUUGUACGCUUAUUCAUCCUUGUGUUAUUUCUUCUCUUCUCACUCUGUGUAAUUAUGUGCUGGAUAAUCCAAUCCAUGAUCUUUCUGCAACCUAUAUAUCAGAAACAAUCUCUCUAUCCCACAAAAAUAUAAGCAAGGUCUGAACAUAUCUUAUCCUCAUCAUACCUUACUUGUGGGGAUUACAGAAGGAACGUUGUUGUUGUACUUUUUUUCCUAGUGUUUCAAGAAAAUGAAGAAUGAACAACAACAUCAACUCUCUACUACAAAACUAUUCAGUAUUUCUCAAAGGUACCUCCAUAAUCUUGUGUCCUAUAUUAUUUUAUUUGGGUCUGGUUUAGUAAUUGGUAUAUCACUAUUUUUUUAUCUCCAAGAUCUACCCAACACUUUACAAAACAAAUUAUUUUUCCCCCAAAUAAUCCAACCAAACCCUCCCCCACCCCCUAGUACACCAAUACCCCCACCACCCCCACCCCCACCAUCACUUCCACAACCUCAACAACAAAUUCCUUUUGUUUUAGAUAAUGAGACCAAAAUUUUAGACCCUAGUAGAAUAGGGUUAAAAGAUUUUAUGGAGGCACCAAAAUUAAGUAAACAUGAUAUGAAAGAUGAAGAGUUAAUAGGGAGGGCUUCAAUGUUGCCACGUGUCCGUGCUUUGCCAUUUAAGAGUAAGCCAAAGAUUGCUUUUAUGUUUCUUGCAAGAGGAAGUUUACCAUUAGCUCCAUUAUGGGAAAGAUUUUUCCAAGGACAUGAAGGUCUUUAUUCUAUUUAUAUUCAUUCUCAACCAUCUUUUAAUGGAACUGCUCCACAAGAAGGACCUAUUUUUCAUGGUAGAAGAGUACCAAGUAAGAAAGUAGAAUGGGGAGAAUUUAACAUGGUGGAAGCAGAACGACGAUUACUAGCGAACGCAUUAUUAGACUUAUCAAAUGAGCGCUUCGUGCUCCUUUCAGAGUCAUGCAUUCCUCUAUACAACUUCACUACCAUCUACAACUAUAUCAUGAAGUCCAAGAAUACCUUCAUGGAGUCUUAUGACUUAUUAAGCCCCGUGGGACGAGGUCGUUACAACAAGAGAAUGAGACCAUGGGUCACCCUAGCCCAAUGGCGAAAGGGGUCCCAAUGGUUCGAGGUCGAUCGUGAGAUCGCGAUCGACAUAAUAUCGGAUCAAAAGUAUUCUCAUUUAUUCAAGAGAUUUUGUAGGCCAGCAUGUUACUCGGACGAACAUUAUUUGCCAACAUUUGUGACAAUGAAAUAUUGGUGGAAAAAUGAAAAUAGAACGUUGACUUGGGUUGAUUGGGCCAAAGGUGGGCCUCAUCCUACAAAAUUUAAUCGGCCCGAAGUGACAGAAGAUUUGCUUAAUGGGAUGAGAAAUGGGACCAAAUGUGAGUAUAAUGGGCGGCCCAGUAACAUGUGUUAUUUGUUUGCCAGGAAGUUUUUGCCUACCACUUUAGAUAGGCUUUUGAGGUUUAUGAAAUUCGGAUAA
Solanum dulcamara is the source of this 1505-nucleotide messenger RNA. Its product is annotated as glycosyltransferase BC10-like. The record is from RefSeq and is a predicted model, not a curated record. Bases 258 to 1505 code for a protein of 415 amino acids. The transcript is spliced from 2 exons. Gene Ontology annotation, molecular function: glycosyltransferase activity. NCBI's taxonomy places the organism in Eukaryota, Viridiplantae, Streptophyta, Magnoliopsida, Solanales, Solanaceae. Gene Ontology annotation, cellular component: membrane.